Molecule: messenger RNA, 3678 nt
Organism: Toxotes jaculatrix (banded archerfish)
Lineage: Eukaryota; Metazoa; Chordata; Actinopteri; Toxotidae
Product: double-stranded RNA-specific editase B2-like
Exons: 10
Coding region: 38-2260 (740 amino acids)
Biological process (GO): adenosine to inosine editing; RNA processing
Cellular component (GO): nucleolus; cytoplasm
Molecular function (GO): double-stranded RNA adenosine deaminase activity; double-stranded RNA binding; tRNA-specific adenosine deaminase activity
Source: RefSeq, a predicted model, not a curated record
GACCUGCAGCAGAAACACGGAGAGGUCAGACCGUGAAAUGAAAGGGAAGUGCAAGAGGAAGAGGAGGAGGAGGUGCAAAGGCAAAGAACACGGCAACAUGCUAUCAACCCUCAUCAGUCCCAUGAGACACUGGGAUACUGGAGCAUCAUCACCUGAGGAUGCAGACAAUUCAAGUUCUAGCAGUUUGGAGGUGAAAGAGAAUCAGGAUGAUAAAAUCCAGGUGGACUGUGACCUGCUCCGAAAAUAUCGCCCAUCAAACUUUUGCACAACUUUCCCCAGACACGGAGCAAGAGCCCUGAAGAGGAAGCAGCCGUUGGUGGAUGGAAGAGACCGGCUGCUUUGCCAGAGCCACUUGACUUGUAAAAGAGCGGCGUGGGCCGUGUCUCAGAAGAACGCAGUGGUGCAGCUGAACGAGUUACGACCCGGGCUGCGAUACGAGAUCACGUCAAAGACUGGGCCUCUGCACGCACCAGUGUUUUCUGUAGGUGUGGAGGUCAACGGCCUCCGCUUUGAGGGUCGGGGACCGACAAAGAAGCAGGCUAAGAUGAGGGCUGCAGAGCUGGCUCUCCGGUCAUUCAUCCAGUUCCCAAAUGCCUCCCAGGCUCACGCUGUUCUGGGGAACUUCACCGGCACACCUGCAGAUUUCACAGCAGAUAAACUGGACAUUACCGACGCGUUCCUCAAAGAGUUUGAGCCAUCGUUGCUAGGAAACUGUGAUGUCCUGCACUGCAGCACAGCCAAAAAGGAGGUUUUCUCCAGCAUUUACAACCACAAACGACUUCUUCACCUCACACUGGACUUAGUCUCCUCGACAAAUCCCAAAAGACGAGCCCCCGGCACCUCGCUCUUAGAGCACCUCAGCCCAGUGGCGCUGCUCAACGAGCUGCGACCAGGACUCAGAUAUAUGUGCCUGGCGGAAAGAGUCCACGGCAGGUUGAUCAGGAAUUUUGUAAUGGUGGUUCGGGUGGAGGGCAGGGUGUUUGAAGGGUGUGGUCAUAGUAAGAGACUGGCAAAGGCACAGGCAGCAGUGGCUGCCCUCCAGUCUCUUUACAACAUAAGUCUGGGACCAGAGAGGAAGGUCAUGGGCCUCCAGGGCAGCAGAGCCAGAAAUCAGCUACCUCAGUUCUUCGCGGAGUCGAUCUUCCACCUGGUGAGAGACAAAUACACAGAGUUGACAGACAGUUGUUUCUCUACCUCGCACGCCCGUCACAAGGUCCUGGCAGGGAUCGUAAUGACCACAGGGUUUGACCUCAGAUCAGCCCAGGUUGUGUCUCUGGCCACAGGGACUAAGUGUCUGGACUUGGACAGUGUGAGCGGCCGCGACUCGACGCUCAGCGACUGUCACGCGGAAGUCGUCAGCAGAAGGGCGCUGGUUCGAUUCCUGUACGCUCAGCUGGAGCUGCUGCUCUGUAAGUCGGCAGACGGUGAAGAACAGUCGAUCUUUGUACCAAAUAAAGGCGGCGGCAGCUUACGGCUGCGGGACGGUGUCCUCUUCCACAUGUACGUCAGCUCGUCACCGUGUGGAGACGCUCGACUCAACUGCCCCUACGAGACCACAGCUGCAUAUCCCAGCAGGAGGUUUCGUUGUCACCUCAGGGUGAAGGUAAAUGGAGGUGAGGGGACACUGCCUGUCACGGCGCGGAGAGCCAAUCAGAAACGGGACGGUGUGUCGCUGGGCAAACCUCUGGUCACCAUGUCCUGCACUGACAAAAUGGCAAAGUGGAGCGUUGUGGGAAUCCAGGGGGCACUCCUGACCCACCUGGUGGAGCCAGUUUACCUGCACAGCCUGACCGUGGGGACGCUGAGCCACACGGGUCACCUGGCCAGAGCCUUGACACGCCGCCUCGCACCUGUUAAGCACCUGCCCUUCCCCUACCGACGACGGCAGCUGCUGCUCGGCUGUCUGAGCAGCAGCGAGGUCCGGCCGGCGGGGAGGGCCCCAAACAUCAGCAUGAACUGGAGCCGUGGUGACAGAGGCCUGGAGGAGAUCAGCACCUCCACAGGAAGGAGGAAGGACUCUGGGACACCGUCACAGCUCUGCAGGAGCUCCCUGUUUGCCCGCUGGCAGAGGCUGCAGCAUCAGUUGAAUGGCCAGAUAUCGGGCUCAGAAGCCACAACAGGGACAUAUUGUGGUUCCAAAAUGACUGCCGAACGCUAUCAGAGGGCGUUGCAGCAGUUUACCGGCGCUCUGCAGGGCGGAGGUCUGGGAACGUGGCUCAGAAAACCUCCGGAGCUGGGUUACUUAAACGUCAGUGUGUGAAAAACUCUGUUAGAGGUGAAUAUGGAGGGUUAGGGUGGCGUUCAUGUGUGUUUUCCUUUGUGAGCAUGUGGAUGCAGUACGAAGAAUAUGAGGCUAGAUAGAGAAGAAAGUUGUGAUAUAAUGAAAAUGAUUAACUGUGUGAAAAUGGCCUGACUGAAGAGACAUGGGACAGAUGAGUACAUAGUUAUUUUAUUAUGAAAAUGCACACAAAGCAUAAUACAAAAGUAAAUGAAAUUUAGGCAAAAGCUGGAGUAGACGUUUUGGUAUAACGUUAGCUUAAGUAGCCUAAAAGUGGCUAAUGUUUGCUCUGGAGGCUAAUGCUUGUUUGGCUAGCUUAAACCUCAACAUCCACGUCGCUGUAACCACUUAGCUAGCUACCGAGCUCGCUGGAGUAACACUGAAGAUGUUUUCUGUAAGUUUAUCUAAGCAAUAUAGAGCGUUAUUUAACUUGAAAACUCACUGUAAUUGUGGUUUGGACACUAACAAUGCGUGAACUACAGUGAGGCUCAACAAAAUUAGAGCCAAAAUACAAUCAAUUUGAGUUCAUUAAAAGAGGAUCUAUUCCCUGUAUGCGGCUCCAUUUGUUGAUAAACCCCUUGAAAUAUGUAACACGUGUUUAAAACGGCUAAAUAAGGCAACAUUUCAAAUAAUCGGGGUAACAAGGGCCCAGAGUCAAAAGAUUAUUUUGCUCUUUUCUUUAGUUUACACACUUGUGAGGACCUUUCAUUGACAAAAUGUCAAAGUCCUUAACACUUACACCCAGUGAGAAUAGACCAAAAUGUCCUCCCAAGGUCCAAGUCCAUACUGGUCCUUUGUAAAACAAAGUCUGUUUUUUUCUAUCAGCUACAACUUCACAUUCACAAGUCACAUUUUAAUUGUAUACAGUUUUAUGUGUUUGUUUUCUUUUCUUUAAAAAAUGUGUUCUGUUUUGUUGAGUAAUGUAUAUUUGAUCUAACUGUUUCACUCACCUGUUAAAUUAUGUUAUGUAUGUAAAGCCAACCUCAUGCAUUGUGGACAGCGUUGUACAGUGCCAGUGUAUAUGGGGCUCAGGAGUGUGAAGACAUGUCGCCACCUAGGGGAUGAUUGUGGGCCACACAGGAUGAGAAGGCCAGAUUUGAACUUCAUGGUAUAAGUUUUGUUUGUUUUCCCUUUUGUCAUUGAGAUUCUUCCUUUUAAUUCUUCAAAUGAUUCAUUUAAUUACAAGUGUCUCAAAGGACAAUUUUAGAAAUUGAGUUCUGUUCGUCUCUUGGUGUUUAUUUGGAGAAGUUUUCUGAGGUGAGGAAUGUAAAAGAGCGUUUCUACUGAGAGCCACUGUGUUGAAUGCUGUGUAAACCUUUAUCAUUAGGUAUGCAGAUUGUAUGUAGUUUAUAUUGGUCAUGACUAUUUUUAUCACAGCAAAUAAAGUUAACUUAUUUGUG